AUGACCGCCAGCAUGAAGCUACAGGCGGGCAGCAGCGGCGUGGAGUAUGAGGGCUACGAUGGUCAAUUCGUUGUCUGUACGUCCACCGAAGAGGGCAUCAACGCCAAGGAUGAAUUGUACAUUUUCAGGUAUGCGUUGGAGAUGUGUCCAGGUGAGUGGUGGUCACAGCUGUUGAAGUUGUCCAUUGGUCUCACUCUACCCUUACCCGUCCGUGUCUAUCCACUGUGUCAACAAUGUAGCGCCGAGAAAGUGUGUUGUGGCAGAGAAUGCUGUUUACCCAGCGAGGAGGGCAUUCCUUUAUGGCUGCUUAUUUUGAUACUUCUACUUGUCGUUGGACUGAUCUGCUGCCUGCUGCUCGGUCUCGCCUACCUGUGCAGGAAGCUGUACCGCGGGAAGAACUCGACGAAAUCAAGUAAUUUGGUCCGUUAG
Molecule: messenger RNA, 429 nt
Organism: Soboliphyme baturini
Lineage: Eukaryota; Metazoa; Nematoda; Enoplea; Dioctophymatida; Soboliphymatidae
Source: the annotation of a GenBank genome assembly